UUCUGCGUGUUUUGGUUCUAAAGGGGGAAGUUGCGAGAAAAAGAAAGGAGGAGACCUGAUCGGCUCUGAUGAAAUAAUUUGUGCAACAAGAAAACUUUAGCAGCCCCGUUGUUGUCAAGACCCCCGCGUCAGAAAUCCCUGUCCGCAUUGUCGAACAGCUGUCAGUGGUGGUAGCAGCCCUUUCGAGCAGAACGCCGGUUGUGGUUCUGGUUCCUGGAACAGGACUCUGGGGCGAUUCGGUCAUGGCCAGUCGAGGUGGAGCCACGCGACCCAACGGGUCCAACGCCGCCAACAAAAUCUGCCAGUUCAAGCUGGUCCUGCUGGGGGAGUCGGCCGUGGGCAAGUCCAGCCUGGUGCUCCGGUUCGUUAAGGGACAGUUCCACGAGUUCCAGGAGAGCACAAUAGGGGCCGCUUUCCUGACCCAGACUGUGUGUCUGGACGACACAACGGUGAAGUUUGAGAUCUGGGACACGGCUGGACAGGAGCGCUACCACAGCCUGGCGCCCAUGUACUACAGAGGAGCCCAGGCGGCCAUUGUGGUCUAUGACAUCACAAACGAAGAGUCUUUUGCGCGAGCGAAAAACUGGGUGAAAGAGCUGCAGAGACAAGCAAGCCCCAACAUCGUCAUCGCCCUGUCCGGGAACAAGGCCGACCUGGCCAACAAGCGCGCCGUCGACUUCCAGGAUGCACAGUCGUACGCUGAUGACAACAGCUUGCUGUUCAUGGAAACAUCGGCAAAGACCUCAAUGAACGUCAAUGAAAUAUUCAUGGCAAUCGCGAAACGGCUGCCCAAGAACGAGCCGGCGGCCGCCAGUGCAACCAGCGGGCGGAACCGGGGGGUGGAUUUAACGGAAACGGCCCAGCCCGCCAAGGCCCCCUGCUGCAGCAACUAACCAGCCCCGCCCCUUCUUAUAGCCCUGCCCCUUCUUCCCCAUGCCCCUUUCAUCUUCCCAGCCCCGCCCCUUCUUAUAGCCCUGCCCCUUCUUCCCCACGCCCC
This is a messenger RNA of Anguilla anguilla (European eel), 997 nucleotides long. RefSeq names its product RAB5A, member RAS oncogene family, a (gene rab5aa). The record is from RefSeq and is a predicted model, not a curated record. Gene Ontology annotation, molecular function: GTPase activity; GTP binding. The transcript is spliced from 6 exons. Bases 243 to 893 code for a protein of 216 amino acids. Lineage: Eukaryota; Metazoa; Chordata; Actinopteri; Anguilliformes; Anguillidae.